UCCAUCUAUCGGGCUACUGCACACCUACUGCCUACAGCAGCAACACGUACCAGAGGAGCUGAGCAUCAGCUAUCUGAAGCAACUCAACUGCAAGGUCGAAGAUGGCACGACAACAUGCUGCCUCUGUGCUUGCCGCGGCGUUGGUCGUCGGGAUACUCGCAUCCAUCCCAGCUGAGGUGCGAUCCAUCGGCGUGUGCUACGGCGUUGUAGGCGACCCCAUGCCGUCGGCGAGUGAUGUGGUGAAGCUCUAUGUAUCCAGGGGCAUCACCGGCAUGCGCAUCUAUAAGGCCAACGCUAAGACGCUCGCGGCCCUCGUCGGAACCGGCAUCGACCUCAUCGUGGACGUACCCAACGACCAGCUCGCCGAGAUGGCCUCAAGCCCCGACGCCGCGUCCAAAUGGGUCCAAGACAACGUCGUGGCCUACCCGGGCGUGAGCAUCAGGUACAUCGCCGUCGGCAACGAGGUGGAAGGCAACGAUCCGCGGGCGCAAAACAUCCUCCCAGCCAUGCAGAACAUGAACGCCGCCUUGUCCAUGGCCGGCUUCGAGCAAAUCAAGGUGUCCACGGCGGUGCAGUCGGGUGUGACAACGGGGUACCCUCCCUCCCACGGUAUCUUCUCUACCAAAAGCGCCCACAUGCCGCCCAUCGCGCUGUACCUUGCCAAGACGGGUGCGCCGCUGCUCGCCAACGUGUACCCCUACUUCGCCUACACGGGCAAUCCCACAGAUAUUACCAUCGACUACGCCCUCUUCACCUCGUCGGGCACGGUGGUGCAGGAUGACAACGGUCUCGCCUACCAGAACCUGUUCGAUGCGCUCGUUGACACGUUCUACGCGGCGCUCCAGAGCGCCGGGGCAGCGGAUGUGGGCAUUGUGGUGUCCGAGAGCGGGUGGCCGUCGGCUGGCGCAACGGCUGCGACUGUUAGUAACGCGCAGGCGUACAACCAGGCUCUGAUCGACCACGUCUCCCAUGGCACGCCCAAGGUGCCGCAGCCGCUGGAGACGUACAUAUUCGCUAUGUUUAACGAGAACGAGAAGGGAGGUGCUGAGACGGAGAAGCACUUUGGGCUGUUCAACCCGGACAUGUCGUCGGCGUACAAUAUCAACUUCUAAACCAGCCGGACGGGUCGAUACGUAAGUAACAUUUACCUUAAGGUACAUAUAUAUGUAUACUUCCUCCAUCUAUAAAAAGAUAUCUUAACUUUGUCAAAAGAUGCAUAUAUCUAGAC
Lolium perenne is the source of this 1228-nucleotide messenger RNA. The record is from RefSeq and is a predicted model, not a curated record. NCBI's taxonomy places the organism in Eukaryota, Viridiplantae, Streptophyta, Magnoliopsida, Poales, Poaceae.